AAUCAAUUUUUUUUUUACUCUCUCCACAUCCUCGUCUUUUCACACUUCUCCACGCAAGACACCAUUUUUUUCUCUUCUUCUCACUGUCCUAGUGAUUGUUCAACAAACUACUCUACUCAUUCUCUACUCACUCACUUCCGUUUUCAACAUAUAAUCGCUUGUUCAUUUUAUUACUAUACCCUUCUCAUCUUUCUCUACUACAUUCCAUUCACACUAAUCGUCAGCCAUUUCAGUCACCCCAUAGAAUUACUCUCUCACUGAUCAACCCCACUAACUCCCUGCAUUUAAGAGAACAUUCAUCACACUCUCACUCAUUACAGCUGGCUCUCUCAUUCCCUGCUUCACUGCUACACUUAUUUAUAUUAAACCCUCUUUCAAAUUAGUGGUUAUUUAUCUGCCUCACAUUCCCUUCCUGAGUGUUGAGCUAUUGACAUUAUGAUGCCUUAUAAUGGAUUUCGAGUCAACAUCACGGGCAUUCCGUUGCAAGGAGCCAAGUCAAGGGUUGAGACACAGAUCAAGCUCGGAAUUCAACUUGUAAAUCAGCAGAAUGAUCCCGUCGGAGGUUGGACUCACAUCAAGCUACCAGAGUACAUGGUAGCGAAAGAGAAGAAUAAACGCAUCAACGCAAAGAAUCUCGGCCCUGGAGUCUACGAAGCAUUGAACAAUGGAACAUGUCUAAAUCUUGAGGCUUCUGUUGUGUGUCACAGUGACAAGAGCAAGGUCAUUCAGACAUGUGUAGGAUGUGUGCUCCGCGAACGCAAAAGGGCGCUACGCAAAAAGAGUCUUGGCAAAAAGAAGAACAGUAUAGUUGCUGGCCCUGCACCCAUUGAUGAUGAUGAUCCAGAGCAGAUUGCCCUUGAACAGCGCAAGAUCUUACUUUUCAACUGCACCGAGAUUGCAGAGUUCAACUCGGGUGAACUGAUCUUGCCAACCCGUAUCACUUGCUACUGCAGGCAUCACAGUGAAAAGCAAGGAUUCUGUAUCCAAUUUUUCCUUCGAGAUUAUGCAAACAACAUUGUUGCUACCGGUAUCUCGCCCCCGAUCAUGAUUACAGAUGAUCACAAAGCCUCCAAGGUUAAAAAAGCAGAACAAGGCGAUGCUGGUGUACAGCAAAAGGCUGCUCCCAAGAAGGCUUCAGACCCAUCUAACAAAGUCGUCACUCUCACACCGCCCAGUUCCCCAACUACACCAGGAGAAGAGGUCGAGAGCGAUGUGGACAUGGGCACAGGACAUGAGGGGGAUGAGGAAGAGGAGGAAUCUGAAGAGUCUGAGAUGGAUUCCUCGUCUUCCAAUGCGUCGCCAUCUCCGCUUCAAGCAUCAAUGGACAUCAAUCACUAUGAUCCCAAUAAUGUUUCUAUAGUCGACCUCAUCUCUCAGUUCUCACAAUCAGAUGAUGUCCGCCAAGUACCAUCGCCAUCAUCACCUAUUACGCCUACAGAGCGCGUGUCACAGGCUAGCCAAACAACUCCCUCAUCAGAUUAUCCUUCAUCUACAUUUGAUGGACAGCAACGUCAGAUCCAUUCCAUGAAUAGCUUUAUUUAUACCUCUAAUAACGAUAGGAUGGUACCGGAGCAGUUAGUUGACAUCCCUAUAUCACUGGUCCCACCGAUGACCUCACCACUUGCUCAGCUUAGGGAUCAUAUGAACCAGCCAUGCCAGUUGCAACAGGAACAGGAGCGGCAGAUGCAGCAGCACCAACAGCAACAGCUUCAGCAGCAACACCUCCAGUUCCAACAGUUGCAGCAGCAGGCUCUCUUCCCAGAAACAUUCAAUAAUACCGCUAAUAUUACUCCGUCGCCUAUCGCUCGACGCACAAGCACAUCAGGCGGUGUUGGUCCAGUCCGACGCCGACGCGCCCCCACAACAAACAAUCCUUUGGCUUCCUCUGUUAACCAGCCUUCAUUGGCCUCACCCAUCACACCCAAUCCUCUCGCCGCUGCAGCGUCAUCCGUCCUCUCUCCUACAUCCAUGCCUUCUAUUCUAGGUUUGUCUUCUACAUUGGCUAUGGUUCCUUCAGGAUUUAUUGUCCCUAGAAUGACAAGGUUGAUUCCUAACCAGGGACCAUGUUUUGGCGGCAUUGAGGUGACGAUUUUGGGCGCAAACUUUUAUGCGGGAUUGACAGCAAUGUUUGACGCCACACCGGCACUUCCCACACAGUUCUGGUCAACCAACACUUUGAUCUGCAUUCUCCCUCCACGAAUUCAACCCGGAACAACUGUGGUUACAUUUAAGGAGCAUCCGGCCAUCACAAUGCCCCAGGCAGGGGAUGUCAGCGAGAUGAUGCUAUUUACGUAUGUGGAUGAAAGUGACAAGGCGUUGAUGGAACUUGCUUUGCAGGUUGUCGGUCUCAAAAUGACCGGUAGACUCGAGGAUGCUAGGAAUAUUGCACUACGUAUUGUCGGUAGCCAAGUUGCCAACGGUAAUCAACAGCAACAACAACAGCAGCAACAACAACAGCAGCAACAACAACAGCAGCAACAACAACAACAACAACAACAACAAAACUCUUUGGACUACGCUAAUCUCGUCCGAGAUUUGAUCAUGUCUUUCGGAGGUCAGGAAGUCAAUGUUGACUUCCAAGCCGAUCUUGAGGAUAGGAUCCUCAUGUUGCUAACAGUGCUUUCGGAGCUGCCUGCCACGAGUCAUGGUCUCAUAAAUCUUGAACGCCGUGACACUGGACACCGUCUAUUGCACUUCGGAGCUAUGAAGGGUUUUGAGCGCUUGAUCAUGACUUUGAUUAGGAAUCCAGAAAUUGAAAUCGAUGCUUUAGAUAUGAACGGCUACAGCGCUUUACACUAUGCUUGUUGGCGCGGGGAAAUCAAAAUAGCAAGGCUGUUGAUUGAGGGUGGCGCCGAUGUAAUGGUACGAAGCAUCCACGGUGUCAGCUGUGUAGAUUUGACCGAAUUUCACGAUGGAAAUGUGGCGGCUGAGCUUGUGCAGGCAUUGAGAUCAAGUAAUACCUGGGUGGAUGCUGGGGCUCAAGAAGUUGAUGCUUAUGAAUCUGCAGAUGAGGUCGACGGCGAGUUGGGGGUUGAUGAGGAAUUGGAGGCAUUGAAUGAGAUGGAUGAUGUUGAUGAUAGUGGUGUAUGGCUGGAGCAUUUUGCCACAGAGAGUGAUGCUUUAGAGGAGGAAGAGGAUGAGAACGAGGAGUCUUUUGAUGCAUCUAGCGUUGUUGGCUCCGAAAUUGAGGAUAUUGCCUGGAUUGGUCGAGGUGAAUGGGUCGGUGUUGAGACUUCAGAUGAAUCCAGCCUAUCAAGUGACAGUGAUACGGACAGACAGGAAGAAGACAGGUUGGAAAGUAGUAAAGCGGCUGGAAAGGCAGAAAAUGCUGAUAUUGUGCAGGCUCCCUCAUCUCCUAGCCUUAUUCCUAUGGCAACGCCUCUAGUCCAAGAUACAAAGGAAGCUCAGGCGACAGACAUGAACGCGAACUGGUUCCAAAAGACCUUCCAUCAAAUUCAAUCUACGUCUUCUAAUCUGGACUUUGAACUCUUCAAGACUUUGGACCAUAUCUUGCCAGAGAAGAGCGCCUUCUUGAUGAAUAUGCCAAGUAUGCCGACGUCGAUUCAAGCCUUCAAUGCUUACAUGCCUUACAGCUUCAGUGGUAAGCAGGAGGUAGCCUCGAACGAGACGACUGUGGGACACGUCUCGGAGAAACAAGCAUUCAGCCAUGAGCGUAGUGCCUCGAUCGUUGGUGAGCCUACUUUGGACGAGCAGGCUAUCUCACACGAGCUCUACACACUGCACACGGGACCAGAAAGUCGGACUAUCAGUAACGAUAUUAACACUGGUACUGGCACUCCUACGAAUGUAGCUCCGUGCUCCGAGGAGACACCGAGUCGUUGCGUCUACACGCACCCUUUUUCUGCCGUUAAUAGCUAUGCUCUUUCAGCCUCGGAUUCACACUUUAGCCCAUUAACACUGACCACUGCUCCUGGGCCGAACACGGGUGGUAAUACCUCUGUGACAUCGCCUCUUAGUAAGGUUCGACGCGUGUAUCCACCCAUGGGCUCGGAACCACAACAACAGCCGCAAGCUUUGCAUGCUGGUGAAUCAUCUGUGGUACGAGGGGGCCGUAGAAUCAUUACGGAAAUUGUUAAUAAUGGCGCAGUAGUUGGAGGCGCUGCUGUUGCAGAACGGGCUGUUGAGGCUGUUGGUGAGUACAGACACAUUCAAGAAUUGAGGGCUCGCUAUCAUGAAAAGAUGAAGCGAUUGAAAAAGGAUAAGAUGCUUUUCCUCUUCUGGGUUCCUGUUUUGCUUGUGAUGCUUGCGUUGACCAUUAUCAGGAUUGCAUCAACAUUCGAUGUAGCCAGACAGUGGACAGGAGGACUAUUGAACCUUGCUGGUAUUCAAGUUUAAACAAACAAAGCGGCAACAGCAACAAAAAAAAAAAAAAAAAAAAAAAAAA
Messenger RNA from Lobosporangium transversale, 4405 nucleotides. RefSeq lists its product as hypothetical. The transcript has 4 exons. The record is from RefSeq and is a predicted model, not a curated record. Bases 436 to 4356 code for a protein of 1306 amino acids. Gene Ontology annotation, molecular function: protein binding. NCBI's taxonomy places the organism in Eukaryota, Fungi, Mortierellomycota, Mortierellomycetes, Mortierellales, Mortierellaceae.